UGCAUUCAAAUCACACACUACUUUGCAACCCGCAGUGUUUUUAAAGAACCGGACGCCUCGGCAAACUCAGAAUUGCAGCAAGAAAAAGAGUGAUCGGUCUUGCGAUGAAUCCAAUUUCUAUCCGGGUCCUCCAUCUCCUUGCCCUUCUCAGCUUGCUCUGCCUAUCAUUGGGUCAUCCGCACCCGCUUGAUCCACUCACGCCCUCUGAAAUCUCCGCCAUCCGCAGCAUCAUCAAAUCCUCUCCGCUCGGCUCCUCCAUGAAUUCAAGCACGGGCUUCCACUACGUCGGUCUGGAAGAACCCGACAAAGCAACCUUCCUCUCAUGGAAGUCCAGGCCUGCCGCCCACCCCAUCCUUCCUCGCCAGGCAUUCGUAAUACUGCGCUCCGGCGGCCAAACCCAUGAGCUCUACAUCGACAUCGCCAACAACUGUAUCGCGUCGCAGCACGUGCGCUUGGGAAAUGGCUACCCACUGCUUAACAUGGAGGAGCAGGAUGCUGUGUUAUUGCUACCCUUCAACUACACUCCCUUUGUGGAGUCUGUGAAAAGGAGAGGGGUUGAGCUAAGCGACAUCAUCUGCAGCACAUUCACCAUUGGGUGGUACGGCAAGAAGGAAGGGCGGAGACUGAUCAAGCUGCAGUGCUUUGUGGCUGGCGAAACGCCUAAUAUUUAUAUGAGGCCUCUCGAGGGGAUAACAAUGUUGGCUGAUUUGGAAGCCAUGGAAAUUAUGGAGUACAAGGACCGUUUCAUUGUUCAGGUGCCGGCGGCGUCUGGGACGGACUACAGGGCUUCGAGGCAGAUGCCACCCUAUGGGCCAAGAGGGAAGCAGGUGGUGGUGGCGCAGCCGGAGGGGAAGGGCUUUAUAAUCAAUGGCAACAUAGUCAGAUGGGCAAACUGGGCUUUCCAUGUGGGAUUUGAUACUCGGGCUGGUAUGGUGAUAUCCGAUGCCUCAGUCGCUGUCGAGAAUGGGGAGAGAAACAAAUAUCGUAGCGUUCUCUACAAAGGAUAUGUCUCGGAGGUGCAUGUACCUUAUAUGGACCCAUCGGAGGAGUGGUAUUUCAAAACAUUCUUCGACAAUGGAGAGUACGGGUUCGGGCCACUAUCAUCUUCCCUUGUGCCGAUGAUUGACUGUCCGUCCAACGCCGAGUACAUGGACGGCUAUUAUGCUAAUGGCGAUGGCUACCCGGUGCUGAUUCCUAAGGUCUUCUGCAUCUUUGAACGCUAUGCAGGGGACAUAUCUUGGCGCCAUACAGAAAUGAUGCUUCCAGAAAAGGUGGUCACCGAAGCCAGAGAGGAGGUAAGCUUGGUGGUAAGGUCGGUGGCGACGUCGGGGAAUUACGACUAUGUCUUAGACUGGGAAUUCAAGACCAGCGGCACCAUCAAAGUUUGGGUAGGGUUCACCGGAAUGAUGGAAGUCCGAGCCACAAAUUACACUCAUGCGAAUCAGAUAAGAGGUGAGCAGCAUGGAGAGUUGGUAGCACCCAAUACUAUCGGUGUCUACCAUGACCACUACAUUAGCUAUCAUCUUGACCUCGAUGUCGCCGGCACGGCUAACUCCUUCGUGAAGGCCAACCUCAAAACAGUGACGGUGAAUGGUGGAGAUGCGCCGAGGAAGAGCUAUUGGACUGUCGUCAAAGAGACGGUGACCACUGAGGCCGAUGGUCGCGUGAACUUCAACACAGCGCCGCCAGCAGAGUUGUUUGUUGUGAACCAAGAUGUGAAGACUAAGCUCGGCAACAUGGUUGGCUAUCGCCUCAUCAGCAGUAGUGCGGCAGCUACCUCUCUUUUGAUUGAUGAUGACUACCCGCAAAUUAGAGCAGGUUACACCAAGAAGCAAUUGUGGGUGACGCCAUACAACAAGAAAGAUAAGUGGGUUUCCGGGCUCUAUGCAGAUCAGAGUAGCGGGGAUGAUAACUUGGCAGCUUGGAGCAUGAGGAAUCGAUCCAUCAAAAACACAGAUAUUGUAUUAUGGUAUUCAGUUGGCAUACAUCACAUUCCAAGCCAAGAGGAUUUUCCAUUGUUGCCGAUGUUGACCUGCGGGUUUGAGCUUCGUCCAUUUAACUUCUUCGAGAGAAAUCCGUUGAUCAAGACGCAGCCUUUCAAUAAGGAAUAUCGGGUGAACUAGGUAAAUGCAAGACGAUAUCAGGAUUACCGUUUGAUUGUCGUCGAGUACUUUGAUUAUGUUUGCCGUAGUUUCCACUUCCCAUGUAUGCCAGAGGCUAGAAAUAGUACUUAUGCACUCUCUAGGCAGCUAUUAUAUUUUCAUUUAGUGAAUCUAGUUUCUGUUGGUUGCAAUUA
Phalaenopsis equestris is the source of this 2296-nucleotide messenger RNA. Its product is annotated as primary amine oxidase-like. Bases 105 to 2123 code for a protein of 672 amino acids. Gene Ontology annotation, biological process: amine metabolic process. The transcript is spliced from 5 exons. NCBI's taxonomy places the organism in Eukaryota, Viridiplantae, Streptophyta, Magnoliopsida, Asparagales, Orchidaceae. The record is from RefSeq and is a predicted model, not a curated record. Gene Ontology annotation, molecular function: primary methylamine oxidase activity; quinone binding; copper ion binding.